CCAUAAUUCACUUGUCUUUACUCGCAACUAGGAAAUGUUUUGUUGGGACAUCAACAACUCACAUCUUCAAGAAAACCAAACGCCCAAUCGCCAUCGCCAGUUUCUCUUCCAGAAUCGUCGGGUUGUUGUGGCUGGGCGUUUCUUGUCUUCACUCACUCUCCAGGUUCUAACCCUUUUGUGGCUGUCAACCUCUUCCCCACUAGGCUCAAAAUCUAUCGGUUUUGAUCGACUCUGGUUUUUUGGUGGGUUCAUCGAUUUAGAAGAUGGGAGAAGUUGCCAAGGAUUUGGCUGCAGGGACAGUAGGAGGGGCAGCACAGUUGAUAGUUGGCCACCCUUUUGACACCAUUAAAGUCAAGCUCCAAAGCCAGCCUGUUCCACUCCCCGGACAGCCUCCAAAGUAUGCAGGUGCUAUUGAUGCAGUGAAGAAGACUAUAUCAGCUGAAGGCGCCGGUGGACUAUACAAAGGCAUGGGAGCUCCUCUAGCCACAGUUGCUGCUUUCAAUGCCGUGCUUUUCACUGUACGGGGACAAAUGGAGGCUCUGCUAAGAUCAGAACCUGGUGCCACGCUCACCAUUGGCCAGCAGGUUGUUUGUGGUGCUGGAGCUGGAUUGGCAGUCUCUAUUCUUGCUUGUCCUACUGAGUUGAUCAAGUGCAGGUUGCAAGCACAAAGUGCACUGGCAGUGGCUGACUCAUCUGCAGCCACCGUGGCAGUGAAGUACAGCGGGCCAAUGGACGUAGCCAAAAAAAUCCUGAGAUCAGAAGGCGGCACGAGGGGCCUAUUCAAAGGUUUGGUCCCCACCAUGGCCCGUGAGAUUCCUGGCAAUGCGACCAUGUUUGGAGUCUACGAGCUGCUGAAGCAGACGAUGGCAGGUGGGGAGGACACGUCCAAGCUAGGCAGAGGUUCCCUGAUGCUGGCUGGAGGCCUUGCUGGGGCAUCCCUCUGGCUCUUGGUCUACCCUACAGACGUCGUGAAAAGUGCCCUUCAGGUCGACGAGUUCAGUAAACCCAAGUUCUCCGGGUCCGUGGAUGCGUUCAAGAAGAUUCUGGCUGCAGAAGGUGUAAAGGGGUUGUACAAAGGCUUCGGUCCUGCCAUGGUACGUAGCAUCCCUGCGAAUGCAGCGUGCUUCUUGGCGUACGAGGUCACCAAGUCUAGCCUGGGAUGAUUCGAUUGAUGAAGUUAAAGGUAGAAGGAGGAGCCAACAGAGUUCAACAACACAAGCAGCAGACAGCUGCUAAUCAUCAGUUCCCUGUCCCUCUUGUUUCCAGAUUGGAUCACUUGGAUUCCCUUAUGAAGUACUUGGAAGGGAAACAAAACACGCAAAAGGGAGUAGGAGGAGGGAGGAGGAGGAGGAGGAGGAGGAGAGGCAGCAAAGCAGCAAACUGCAGCAAUGUUGGAAGUGGCAAUGAGGGAGGCUUACUUCAAGGGCUCUUUGAUGGAUCGUGUCGCUUCUCUCGAACACCGGCUUUUCCAGUUAUGUCUAGAGAUGGAGUCAACCAACACCUCUGCUAGUUCAUCACAAACAUCGGGAGGAGGCAGCACCUCCACCUCCUCUACCACCACCGCGGCAGGGUCCAGAAGCCAGACGCCAUCCUCGUCUUUCCCAACAUUCAGUCUUUCCAAUCCGCGCCACCCUCUUCUUCAUCACCACCAUGCUCGAUCUCAUCUUCAGCAGGCAAGUGCUUCAUAUUGUAUACUCUUUACGCUCAGCGCGAGACAUCAUUAAAGUGUUAACUCUUUUAUAAUAGAUUCAAACCAUCAUAGUUUCCAGUAGGGUUUUGUGUAAUCUAAUGUCAUCCAACAAUGUUCUUCAUUUGGGUUUGGUUUUGUAUAACAUUAUUUUUAGGUAGAGGAGGAGAGAGAGGAAGAAGGGGAGACAAAGGGCAAGGAUUCAAAGAAAGGCAGCAGCAGCAGCAAAAACAACAGUAAAACCAGAAAGGAAGAGAAGAACUGCAGAUCAAAUGGGAACACUAGCAGCAACAAAAAGCAGAUCAAAUGGCCACAGAUCAGACCUCUUAAGCUUCUAGGAUGCUAAGAAUCAAGUUUCCUUACCGACCGCUCCACCUUGUUCUUUUCUUGUUUCAAUAUGUAUGGAAUCGUACUUGAGAUUGAAGCAGUGACACUAGCGAUUCAGGAUCUAAAAAAGGAUUGUGCCAAUCAUGGUUGAACCUGUACCAACAAAUUGCUACAAUUUCACAAACAAUAUUGCUUUAUCUUGUCGUUCUUCUCUUCCUCUUUCGGAUAGUUCAUGUUAUACAUAGAAUGAAUACUAAAUUUGACAGCAUGUUAACGCAUGUUCUAGAUAGACCUGACAAACGGGUCGACUCAGAAUGAUUUCCUAGUCAAAGUUGUAGUUCUUAAAAAGUUAUGCGCAAUAAUAAAAAAAAAAAAACUUUACGACGUUCGGAUUGAGGAGCUAAAAGUUAUGUCUUUCCAAAGUUUGGCAAAAUCGAAAAAUUGCUCGUUCGGGGUAACAAACGACAUUUUUUUAGACGAAGUCUUCUUGCAGAUUGAAAGAUCUUGAAAAGUUAUAUGGAAUAGAAAAAAAUUUUCGCUACAAUCGGAUAACCGAGCGCAAAGUUACGUUUGUUUGAAAUUUCAG
Messenger RNA from Linum tenue, 2600 nucleotides. NCBI's taxonomy places the organism in Eukaryota, Viridiplantae, Streptophyta, Magnoliopsida, Malpighiales, Linaceae. The record is from the annotation of a GenBank genome assembly.